Messenger RNA from Drosophila bipectinata, 1468 nucleotides. It is a transcript of the gene trem, whose product is annotated as trade embargo. Gene Ontology annotation, cellular component: PcG protein complex; chromatin; nucleus. The record is from RefSeq and is a predicted model, not a curated record. Gene Ontology annotation, biological process: regulation of transcription by RNA polymerase II. NCBI's taxonomy places the organism in Eukaryota, Metazoa, Arthropoda, Insecta, Diptera, Drosophilidae. Gene Ontology annotation, molecular function: zinc ion binding; DNA-binding transcription factor activity, RNA polymerase II-specific; RNA polymerase II cis-regulatory region sequence-specific DNA binding.
CACUUGGGAAAACAUUGGGUCAAUAAAGGCUAUUUGUAGUCUUCACCAUGAAAACAGAGUCCAACGAGAAGUGGAUAGUUUGCCGAGUGUGCCUCAAUAAUCCCAGCGAUGGCGAGGAGUUGCUGCAUGAGAUAUUUAGCCAGAAUGCCAGUACGCGCCUGGAUCAAAUGUUGCAUAUUUGCGCAGGGAUUCCGGUCAGCCAAGAUGACAACUUUCCGGACAAGAUGUGUAGUAAGUGUGUGCGGUGUCUACGUUUUGCUUACAAGUUCCGACUUACCUGUCAGCGCUCCCACCAGCAAAUCAUGGACAUGCUAGAUCGCGAGGCAAGCAACUCAGGAGUAGAAAACGAAAGUCUUUCCCUAGCCGAUGAUCUGAAAAUCUGGGAAGAAGACAUCAGUCAGUUCAUCGUCAAGGUUGAAGAGGAAAGAAAGAACCAACAGAGGGAGGAGCAAGAGGAUCAUUCAGCAGAACAGCUGGUCACCUAUGUGGUGGAGGACGCGAUUGAAUUCGAUGCUACCGGUGAACACGCAGAGGAAGAUUAUGAGACUGUCCAGACGGUGGCUGAAGAAACAGAGUCGGAGAAUUUUGCGGAGUACGAAGAAUUUGAGUUGGUCACAGCCGAGAAUAGCCCCGCGCCGCCAGGGGAUACAUGUAAAGCUCGCAGUCGGAAAAGAAAAAUCAAGGAAGUCGAUUCAAAUGAUUACAAUGAUGAUGUACUUAGUAUGGAGGAACAUGAAGAACAAAGUAUGGUGACCGAGGAAACAGCCAGACCGAAAGCCACGACUAAUCGACCGCGACAGACCAAAAAGCGAGCCCAGCAAAACAGGACAGUUACGGAAAGUAGUACGGUUGACAAGAAACUGGGCCGAAAGCCGCGCGGUAAGCUAUGCACUUUCAUCUGCGACGUUUGCGGGAAUAUAUAUCCCACCCAGGCCAGACUUACUGAGCACCUAAAGUUCCACUCUGGUAUAAAGCCACAUGAAUGCGAGAUCUGUGGACGUGGCUUUGUCCAGAACCAACAGUUGGUCAGACACAUGAACACGCACACUGGAAACAGACCGUACAAAUGCAACUACUGCCCAGCCGCCUUUGCCGAUCGGUCUACCAAGACUAAGCACCAUAGGAUACACACUAAGGAACGCCCUUACGAGUGUGACGUAUGCUCAAGAACCUUUACCUACUCCGAUAACCUCAAGUUCCACAAAAUGAUUCACACAGGGGAGAAGCCACAUACUUGUGAUAUUUGCGGCAAGGGAUUUGUGAAGGCAUACAAAAUGCGCCUGCAUCGCAUGACGCACGAGAAAAGAGGACCCUGGAAAACGUUGCAAGUGGACGCCGGACCUGAGGAAGAAGGUGUCAAAGGCGACAUGCAAGAGUUUCUCAGAUAGUGCACUUCAAAAGUUAUAAAGACCAAAGUGCAUUUGGUUAAGUCAAGUUUCAAUUAGAAAGCCGCAGACUUAGUUUACAG